GGCUCAAGGCAGCGCUAUGUCAGUUAAGAGAGCACUGAAGUUGGACACUAUUAAAAAAGAUAAUGUAUCUGAAGCAACGCCCUUGAAGACCAAAAAGAAGAAUCUGAAUUCCUACUCUCCAACAACAGGAACAUGCCAAAUGAGUCCAUUUUCAUCUCCCACAAGUCAUAAUGUACAAAAUCUCAAAAAUGGUCCAUCAAAUGCAGAUGGAACUGAGCAGAAAGAUUCAGGGAUGGGAUUAUCCAGAAGAGGGCAGCCUCAAACAGAGGACAACAUUGAGUUCAUGGAAUUGCAGUCUAAAGUUAAAAAUUCAUUAGCUAAAAUUCUGAAAAUAAGAGAGAAUCUGAAAAGCCUACAGGCGUUAGAGGGCAGUAGAGAGCUUGAAAAUAUUAUCGGUGUCUCAGACUUGUCUUGCAUCUUGAGUGCCGAAAUGCAGAAAACCCAAGUGCUAAUGAGUCAGGCAGAAGAACUACAGCUGUUGAAAACAAACCAUCGAAAACUACCUAUGCGAGAGCCUGAUCAGCCUGCUGGGAGCUCCGAGUUCCUUAAGUCGCUCUUUGCCUGAGGCAUCAUGUGAAAAAUGCAUUCCACAUCAACCCAAAGUUCUACAUCUGCUUGAUUGUACUUAAAAGGAGAGAAGAAAUGACUGUAAACCUAUCUCCCCAGCAAAUACCAGUUAGGGACUGCUCACUGCGCUGGGCAGGUGCACAUCUAGAUAAAAUUUCUGGCAUCUAUUUAAACUUAACAAUGUGCACAACCAGAUAAUCUCAAUGUAAAUAAUACAUUUCUUCGUGGUUGCUUUAUCCAAGUGUGGUGCUAAAUGCUGAUUUAGAUUUACCGCUGCAUGGAAUUAAGCUAUUUCUUAUGUAGGCUUCUUCUUUUGUAGGCUCUCG
Nothoprocta perdicaria is the source of this 893-nucleotide messenger RNA. RefSeq names its product integrin subunit beta 3 binding protein (gene ITGB3BP). Gene Ontology annotation, cellular component: nucleoplasm. The transcript is spliced from 9 exons. The record is from RefSeq and is a predicted model, not a curated record. Bases 17 to 565 code for a protein of 182 amino acids. Gene Ontology annotation, biological process: regulation of DNA-templated transcription; CENP-A containing chromatin assembly. Lineage: Eukaryota; Metazoa; Chordata; Aves; Tinamiformes; Tinamidae.